AUGGGGAAAACUGCUCCGAACACAGCAUCCCUGGAUAUCACUAGUCCAACUUUCACUGAUGUCCACAUGCACUACCAGGGAGAUGGUUCAAGAGUUUCUACAUUGAUAUCAUCUUCUUCAGCUGGCACUCUUGGUUUUCUUACCAGUCUGGAUGCUAAUAUUCUCAACAGCAAGAUUUUCUACCAAACUCAGUCUAACCCUCAGAAUGAAGUGGAUAUCUUAAAAAGUGAGAUAUCUUUCAAAAAUCCAGAACUGAUUCAAGUCAAAACCAACUGGAAUGAGGAUGCCGUCAGAGAGUUACUUAAGGGUUUAAAAGAGAAGGUUCCUGAAAUGGCUGAUGCUUUGUACCAUACUGUUGACAAGUACCACCGUAAACAUACAGGCAUGGGAAUCAGUUCUGCUGCCUCAAAACUGCACGAUCAUCUGAGAAAUAAAACUGACAGAACAUACACAAACACUUUAAACAGCAUCAGUGAACUAGAACAACGGCUUCAUGAAGUAACUAACCAGGUCACAGGGAAAUAUGAACAGAUUAAGAAAGAAUCCAAAACGCUAUACCAUAAAGCUGCAGAUCAAGCUAGCAAAAUGGAAUAUGACCAAAUCAGAGCCCAAUUUUUGGAUGCCAUCAUGAAUGUAAUAGUAGAAUACCAUAAACAGGUAAAACGUCUUAUUGAUUCUGCCAUUGAAUUUUUGAAGGUAACAAGACUCCAGGUACCAGGGCUGCCUGGGAAGCACACUGGUGAAGAACUUUAUGUGAUGGUCACUGAAAAAAUAGCAAAAGUUAUAGAUCAGUGCAUUACAAGAGUGCAGGAAUAUUUUGAUUCUUUGAUUGCCUUUGUCAGUGAGGCAGAAAUUAAAAUUCCAGCUUCCUCUGUGAUAAUCAAAGGUAGUGAUAUACUUGCAGAAAUUAAAAUGUUUUUAACCCAUGUACAAAAGAAAGUUAGUCAGAUAUUUGUUGGUCUCCAGGAGAUUGACUUUGCACAACAUCUAAGAGACCUAAAAGAAGGAAUUCAGCAAGUCUUCCAGAAGAUAGAAGAGCUUAUCAGAAAUAUACAAGCUCAAAACUAUGACUAUCUGAAAGACCAAACAAAACAACUGUUUGUAAAUUUCUUACAAGCACUGAAUAGCUUAGCAGGUGAUGUAAAAUAUUUAUCUCCUCGCAUUGAAAACAUUAUCCAGAAUACUCUCUCCGAUAUUUAUAGUAAGUUAGAAGACAUUCUACAGAGCAUAAAAGAUCUGCGGAAAGAAUAUUUUGACCCAAGUGUAGUUGGGUGGUCUCUCAAAUAUUAUGAAGUGGAAGAAAAGCUGAUAAAUUGGUUGAAGGAUCUUUUUAAUGCUAUAUUAGAGUGGCACACCAAAUGGAUCAAUGAUGCUGCUGACCUCAUGAUAACCCUGACAGAUCAGGCAAAAGAAUUUUUGGAAAACCAAGAAAAACUUGCUGAGCUCUCCAAAACUGCACAUGAAAAGAUCCUGUAUUGGUCGGAAGCUGCAAAACAGAGUGCUGCUGAACAAAACAAACAGGUCAAGGCAAAGCUACAGGAGACAUACAAUCACCUUUUCAGUUCUUACGAAAUGCUCAUCAGCAAGACACAAAGAUUGAUUGACUUGACAAUUGAGAACUAUACUGCAUUCUUCCAAUACCUCCAAAAGCUACUUGAUUGGUUUGAGAAAGUGACAGCUGAUGCUCUGAGGCCUUACAUAGUUGUUCGCCAAGGAGAACUCAGAAUAGAUAUACCAAAACCAUUUGAUUUGUCAGCAAUUAAUCCCAUAAAUCCAGUGUCUCAAGAAAGUGAAGAUCUUCAACAGAAACAAACUAGUUUUGCAAGUCAUUGAUCUAAACUCCAAAAAAAGGUGGGGAGCAGCAAAAUUUCAUGGAUGUGUAGAUUUAUGCUGGGCAACUGACUGGAACAGAUCAAGCAACAUGCUCACAGAAAAAAAGAUGGUACAAAUUGUUAUCGCACCAUAUUUAAAGUCAGCAAUCUGAAUUUCUGCAAUGUCAAUAAAAUAUUUUAAGCUCUUAUAUAUGAAAACUGAAUAAUCUCUGAGUCAGCUUAUUCCUCUGCAAAGUCAAUAAAUGAAUUCAUUUAUUUCA
Molecule: messenger RNA, 2092 nt
Organism: Candoia aspera
Lineage: Eukaryota; Metazoa; Chordata; Lepidosauria; Squamata; Candoiidae
Product: apolipoprotein B-like
Exons: 3
Coding region: 1-1833 (610 amino acids)
Biological process (GO): cholesterol transport; triglyceride mobilization; cholesterol homeostasis
Cellular component (GO): low-density lipoprotein particle; mature chylomicron; very-low-density lipoprotein particle
Molecular function (GO): low-density lipoprotein particle receptor binding; cholesterol transfer activity
Source: RefSeq, a predicted model, not a curated record